GGUGUAAUCGAGAGGUUGCAGAACUGCCAGCACGCUGCGGGCGCCACCCACAUCUAGGGCAUCCCAAGCGCAGGGUUCAUCCCAUCCCAACGCGUUCCGAGCGCUAGGCUACGCCCACGUGCCGGAGUCAAACCUGCAGGAAGUGGAUUUGGGGGCUGCCCUGCACCACGCUCGGCUUCAUGGACGGCCAGCCUGUAGCGGCUGAACCCAAGCAUCACUGCCAGUCCCACGCUUGGUCGGGUGCUUCCUCCGCCUCCGCGACACCGAGGGCAAAGCCCACGUCGCCAUCCGAGUCCUCGACGGGCUAUUUCGGCUCCCAGCUCGAGCUCCUCCCGAUCCUCUUUCCUCAGCAGCAGCUCUACCAGGAUAAGCUCCUUCAAUACAACAAGCUCGUUUCGGCCGGUCGGGGCGGUGGAGGUGGUUUGCAGACGCCGCCACUCCCUCCUGUGCUUUCCUCCCCGCAAACAAAACCCUCCACGCGGUCGAGGUCAUCUUCCAAGGUGUCAAACAAGGACAACACCCACACAAAACUGGCCGCCCAAAGCUGUCAUGGGAAUAGACCAGCGAAAUCAUCAGAGAUCGCCGAACGCGCGCUUAUGAAAUCGGGAAAGGAACAGCCGUCCAAAAUGCCGGCCAAGAAAUCGUCCGAGGUGUCCGCCCGGCUCCCGCCCUCCGCCGCCCAAAGCGCGCCAUUCGCUGCCGCACAGUCGAGCUCGGUGCCAUCGACUCCUCAUCAGCAUCCUCGAAAAUACUCGUUCGAAUCCCGCGAGCACUCGCCCGGCGCCACGCAAAACCAUUCCCCACGCUCCGCCUACUCCGAGACCAACGGCAAUGUGCCCUCUCUCCGACCGCUUCCCCCUAGGCUUGGAGGGUGUCGGUUUGAGACCGCGGUCCCCCACUCGCGCCGCCGCAUGCCCUACAGUCUUGGGACCGACAGGCUCGAAAAUGUGGGCGCGGACAAGAUCAAGAACAAGCUAUCGGAAGAAGGGGAGGCGAAGCUCGAAACCCACAUCCAGGAGUUGUUCAGCAGGCUAUUACCGACAGAUGCGAUCGAGAGCAACCGGCGAAAGCUGGUUAGCAAACUCGAGAAGCUCUUCAACGACGAGUGGCCAGGCCACGACAUCCGGGUAAACUUGUUCGGUUCAUCUGGGAACCUCCUGUGCUCCGAUGACUCUGACGUUGACAUCUGCAUUACUACCCCCUGGCGGGACCUGGAGAGCGUCUGCUUAAUCGCCGAUCUUCUACAGCGACACGGUAUGGAAAAGGUUGUCUGCGUCUCGUCCGCCAAGGUCCCCAUCGUGAAGAUCUGGGACCCCGAGCUGAAUCUGGCUUGCGACAUGAAUGUCAACAAUACGCUGGCCCUGGAGAACACCCGCAUGGUGCGGACCUACGUUAGUAUCGACGACCGCGUGCGGCCCCUGGCCAUCAUCAUCAAGUACUGGACGCGGAGGAGGAUCAUCAACGAUGCAGCAUUCGGCGGAACCCUGAGUUCCUACACCUGGAUUUGCAUGAUCAUUGCGUUCCUCCAACUGCGCGAGCCUCCUGUGUUGCCCGCGCUCCACCAACGGCAUAACCUAAAGCUUCUUAAACCGGACGGCACGCGCAGCGAAUUUGGCGAUGACAUUCCAAAACUGCGAGGUUUCGGCGCGAAGAACAAAGACAGCCUGGCGACCCUCCUCUUUCAGUUCUUCCGCUUCUACGCCCACGAAUUCGACUACGACAAGCAUGCCUUGUCAAUACGAACGGGGAGACUGCUAACCAAGACGGAAAAGAAGUGGCACAUUGGUUCGAACAACGCUCUCUGUAUCGAGGAGCCGUUCAACACAAUACGCAACCUCGGGAAUACGGCCGAUGACACAUCCUUUCGGGGGCUCCAUAUGGAGCUGCGGAGGGCUUUCGACUUGAUUGCCGAAGGAAAGUUCGAGCAGUGGUGCGAGGAGUACGUCUUCCCCAAAGAAGAGGAGAGGAUAUGGCAGAAGCCGGCGCCGGCGCCAAGGCCGAUCCUUGUGAGGAGCGCUUCGCAACAGCACGGUGGUGGCGGUCGCAACCGCGGCGGGUUCCGCGGCAACCGGCAGUUUCACCGGAAUAACAACGCGAAUCGCAGGGGGUCGUCCGGUGUUGGUUACGAAAAUAACCAAGCUUUCGCCCAAGGAACGCUCCCUCCUACAUUGAGUACUCAAGACCUUUUGUGGUACCAAGCCCAGAGCCCGCAGCUCAGCGUGCCCCAGGAGUUCUUAACAUCAUCGCUCAAUGCUCUAGCCGCGCAGGAGACGAUGCGCUUCCAGCUGUACACGCAGCUCAGCCAGCAGCAGGUGCUCGCCCAUGCUCAGCGGAUGCAGAAUGGCUCGGCAACGGACAGGUCUCGCACCAACUCCUUCGACAACCCGCCGUUGACAGCCCCCAUCCGGCCUGAACUUAUGUACAACCUGGGAUAUCCGAUUCAACCAUCCCCGUAUUUCCAUCCGGGGUUUACGACUUAUCCUUCGUCGCCGGCAACGGCGGCUGCAACAGCCAACGGGCAGUCUGAAUAUCGGCGGAGCCUUCAUCGUAACGCGGCAGCGAGUGACGCGGGCACCUCGCCUGGCAGUGGUACCCUUAGGUCGCAAUCCCAGCCAGCUUCGAGGACCCCUAUGGCUACGUCCCAAUCCAUGGCCGGAUACUCGACGUCUAGCCAGGCCUAUAACGGGGCCUCCGCAUCCCAGUCACGCCAGGUGAACGGCGUGCACAUGAAUGGCUUCAUCCCAGACGAGGCAAGUGAUUUGGGAUUUGACGAUGCGUCUGCGAAGGUUUUGUCGGACUCGCCACCACAAGACGACGGGCCGCGUUAUGUGGGGUAUUAUGUGAACGAUUACUCGAGCCAGAGUCGGCAAGCGAACGGAUAUCUCAGCAACGGUACGCCCAGCAACGGCAAGGCGUCCGGCGAGCCGAGCCAGAACGGCCAGGGCGGUGGAGGGCGCCGCCGGUUGUCGACUGAUCAACUGCCCCAAUCUGUACUUGAUCGGAGGAUGAAGCGGACGUCGCGGUCGCCUUCACCCAUGGGACACGCCAGGAAUAUAUCGACUGGGGCGAAUUCCGCGCCGAUGCUCUCGACACCCUUCAAUCAAACCAACGGGAAGCUGCCGUCGAAGCCCUUGGUGGUCAAUGGAACGGCACCCAAAAACGCUUCCACUGCUGGGUCAGCGCAUCCGGCAGCGGUCACCGAAUCCCUUGCAACGAAUGGCAUCAACAAUCAUGACAAUGCUCUGCACAUCCAAGGCGUGAGCCCCAGCAGCUCGUGGCCGGAUUCGCAGACCACUCCCUCACCCAGCAGCGCCGAGCCUGUCGCAACGCCAGCUUCGCAGCGGCCAAUCAUUGUGAACGGCUCCUCAACGAACCGCUCCCCUUCCACCGCCAUGCCGAAUAUGAUAGACGCAUCCUUCCAGCAGCGGGUUGCCAUGGGGCCCGGGCUUCAGCUACCUUAUUCAGCAGUUGCUGGCGAUCCCAACAAUCUGGCAGGCUUUUCACGGAUCCACACUCGGCAGCAGCUAGCGCCACUGGACCUCGCCAUGGGAGACUUUGCAUCCCACCAGGAGUCGCCGCAUCUCUCCCCUGUGUACGAGCACCGCACCCCGUCACCAACAGUGGCGCGGAGGUUCGAACCAUCGCCCAUCACCCAGGCGCCAGGACUGCCGUCGAUGAAGGAAUACUCCAAGCCGUCGCACAAGGGUUCCAACCACAACAACAGCAGGUCACCGAACGGCUCGUCGGCACGCCAGCAGCAGCAUCAACAGGACUCGACGACCCGGUCACCCGUUCACGACCACAGGAUCAACGGGCUCGCGAGAGAGAAUGGACACGUCCGCGCCGCGAAGAGUCAAACCGAGUCCUUCAACGGCUGGCAGAAGUCCAAAUCGCGUAAAAAGGGUGUCGCGGACCUCAAGCACGCCGCGGCCAAUAGCAACGGUGGCGGAAAUAGCAACAGCUUUUCCUCCCACAGCGAGCCGCCGCCCAAGAACGACGCCGACCGCAAGGGCGGCUGAACAAUCCGCUCUUCAGGGGUGGUAUUGCGGUGUUGUACUUGAGCUACUAGCCAGCCUGGAAGCUUGCGUAUGCCAGCCUCCGAGCCGGAUCAGGCCAGGCCAGGCCGCGCGGUGGGCGUUCAGAUUGACUGGCCGGGUGGGCGAGCUUUCUUGGAUACUUCAGUGUCCAUGGUUUCCAGUCUCUGGCCCAUCUGUUUACGAGGUCUUCCUCUC
Chaetomium fimeti is the source of this 4232-nucleotide messenger RNA. RefSeq lists its product as uncharacterized. Gene Ontology annotation, molecular function: nucleotidyltransferase activity. NCBI's taxonomy places the organism in Eukaryota, Fungi, Ascomycota, Sordariomycetes, Sordariales, Chaetomiaceae. Bases 180 to 4019 code for a protein of 1279 amino acids. The transcript is spliced from 4 exons. The record is from RefSeq and is a predicted model, not a curated record. Gene Ontology annotation, biological process: RNA 3'-end processing.